AUGGCAGAAUCCUCCAGUGAUUCAGACUGCUUUCGCCAUCAAGACCAAUUGAAUCGAUGGUCUACAAGGUCACCUCACAGGGGAACUCAAUAUCACCCUACAGCAGAUGUCACCAAGAAGGUCAACACUAUAACAAGUACUUUACAGGACACCAGUCGAAACCUGCGACAAGUGGACCAGAUGCUUGGACACUAUCGAGAAUAUAGUAACGAACAGGCGGGUGCUAUAGAACAUUUAAAAGAAAGCUUGGAACAAUCCAUAGGCCAACUGAGGAGUCAGCGUUUAUUGAGAAACUCAGGAGGGAGAAGUGCUUCUGUUACAAGUCUGAGUGCGAGCGACCUCAGUGCUGGUGCAGCAGCAGACAGCCACCGUUUUCUACCUACCUCACCUCUCAAGGACUAUGGGGAUCUACCAGAUGGUAAACCAAUGAAGUCCAGACCAACUGGUGUUCAAUUUGUUGGGGAGACUGAUGACAUGGGCCAGCUUCAUGUUCUGCAUCAGUCCCUUCGAGACCUCAGCAGUGAACAAGUUCGCCUUGGAGAUGAUCUCAACAGAGAAUUUUCAAGAAGAAGCCGGUCUGAUGCUGAAACAAAAAGAGCUUUGGAAGACUUGACUGAAAAACUUAAUGUCCACAGACAAGAAGUGGUUUCUGAUCGGGUAGAACGGCGGCUUCAGGAAAUAGAAAGAGAGAUGCGCACAGAAAGAGAGUUGGUGGAAAAACAUUGGGAUCAACUGGGGCUUAUGUCCUUGCAGCUACAGGAGGCACUGAAUAAACAAGAAGCUAAAGCAGAUGACAAUGAGGGAGUAAUGAAAAAUAAGCUAAGACAAACGGAAAGCGAGAAGAGUCAACUUGAACAGGAGUUGGAGCGAUCUCGAAGGUUAUUGAAUCAAUCAGAAGGCAGCAGAGAAACACUUAUGUGUCAGAUAGAAGAACUGCGUACACAACUAAUAAAAGCAGAAGGCGAUCGAAAGGGUCUACAACAUCAGGUAUCUCAGAUUUCUAAACAACAGUCAGACCAUCGGGAUGAGCAAGCAGAUGACUGGAGGUUUAGGAGAGGGGUUGAGCGGGAGAAACGGGAUCUGGAGAAGCAGAUGUCAGAUUUGAGAGUGCAGCUGAACUUCAACACAAUGGCGUCUGAGUUGGAGGAGGUGAAGCGGUGCAUGGAGAGGAAAGAGCAGGAGAGAGCGCAUUUGGCCAGUAAUGUAGAUAACUUAACACGUGAAUUGGAGAACAGGGAAAAACAGCAGCUGCAGAUGCUGGAUCGGCUGAAGGAGAUCCAGAAUCACUUUGAGACAUGUGAGGCCGAGCGCAAGCGUGCUGACCUCCAGAUUUCGGAGCUGACUCACCACGCGGAGGAAGCAACCAGGCAGGCGGAGCGGUACCUGGGCGAAUUCCAGCAGUCGGAGGCCCGGAGAGAGGCGGCGGAGAAGAGGAGGGAGGACCUCAAGUCGAAAGCUCAGGAAUCCAUUAAGCAGUGGAAACUUAAGCAUAAGAAGUUAGAGCGAGAGUUCGAGAAACAGUCUGAAACUCUUGAUGAAGUGACAGAGAAGAAUAAUCAGAUUCUGAAAGAAAGGGAUGACUUGAAAAGCCAGCUUUAUGCAGCACUACAGCAAAUAGAGAAUCUCCGAAAGGAACUGAGCGAUGUCCUAACCAAGCGUGCCCUGCAGGAGGAGGAGCUUCAUUGUAAAGAAAAGAAACUGAGUGAUGCAAAGUCUCAUGAAGCGGACCUUGAACAGGAGGUCAAAGAGUCCCUGGACACCAUACACAGGCUGGAAAGUGAAUUGAAAAAGCAGAGUAAGAUUCAAAGCCAGUUGCAAGCUGGAAAAACUCACCUGGAGGAAGAAAUUGCACAGCUGAAGAAGAGUCAGGCUGAGGAUAAAGCUAAACUUCUGGAGAUGCAGGAGUCUGUCAAGGACUUGAGUGCCAUCCGAGCAGAUCUGGCUAACAAAUUGGCUGAGGAAGAGAGAGCCAAGAAAGAGGUGCUCAAGGACCUCUCAGACCUCAAGGCACGUGAGAAAUCCAGGGAGGAUGAAACGUCUACAAUUAUCAAGCAGUUAAAGCUCGAGCGAGACGUUCACCAGAGGGAGCUGGAAGAUCUGUCCUCAUCGUUGCAGAGUGUGAAGACUAAACACGAGCAGAAUAUCCAGGAUCUGAUGAAGCACUUUAAGAAAGAAAAGAGUGAGGCUGAGAAUCAUAUUAGGACGUUGAAGGCAGAAAGCUUAGAAGAUAAGAAUACAGCUAAAGUCCAUGGUUGGCAGCUGGAGAAGUUGAAAUCACAGUGUGAUAGGCUGACACAAGAAUUAGCCCAGAAUGAGGAGGAGAACAAAAAACUGAAGCUAAAGUAUCAGUGUUUGAAGGAACAGCUGGAAGAAAAGGAAAAACAUAUCAGCAAGGAAGAAGAGAACUUAAGGAGGGUGGAAGAGGCCAGAAUGCAGCUCAAGGACCAACUUCUUUGCCUGGAGACUGAACAGGAAUCCAUUUUUGGCAUGAUAGGAAAGGAAAUUGAUGCAGCGUGUAAAACCUUCUGGAGAGACUCAAUGGAGAAAUUGAAAGUUUUCUCAUCUGUUUCUGAUAUACAUUUUGACCCACAUCGCUGGUUAGCAGAAAGCAAGACUAAACUUCAGUGGCUCUGUGAGGAGCUGAAAGAGAGAGAAAACAGAGAGAAAAAUCUGCGACACCAGCUGACACUGUGCAGACAGCAGCUCAAGGAUCUGACGGAAAACAAGGAAUCUGAGCUCCAGUAUCUCUUUGAACAGAUAGAAAGGCAGGAGCAACUUCUGGAAGAAAUACAUCGGGAGAAGAGAGAUCUGCUGGAUGAGAACCACAGAAAAGAUGAAGAAAUGGAAUCUCUGCAGGACUCAGUAAUCUCCUUGAGUCUUAGUACCCGAGUGGCCUUGGACCAUCUGGAGUCUGUGCCUGAGAAACUGAGCCUACUAGAAGAUUUCAAAGACUUCAGAGAUUCCUGUGGUUUAUCUGAGAGAACUGAUGGGAGAUAUUCGAAAUACAAAGUACAGAGAGAUUCUCUUCAGCUGUGCCGAGAUGAUGCCAAGUACAGAAUCAAGAACUUCAAAGAUGACAGAAUUGUUCCCGAAGGUUCCCAUAGUCAUGGGUUAGAUCACUCAUCCUCUUGGCAGGACCACAGUAGAUUCCUGUCUAGUCCACGAUUUUCACACUUGAACUCAUUUACCAAAAGAACAGUUUCUAUGGAUUCAGCUUCAAUCAAGGAAGAUACCAGAAGUUUAAUGAAUGGGAAAAGUCCACAAUCCAAAAAGGAGGAGUCUGAGAUCAAAAACAGCAAGAUGUAA
Molecule: messenger RNA, 3306 nt
Organism: Orycteropus afer afer
Lineage: Eukaryota; Metazoa; Chordata; Mammalia; Tubulidentata; Orycteropodidae
Source: RefSeq, a predicted model, not a curated record